Messenger RNA from Pisolithus orientalis, 417 nucleotides. RefSeq lists its product as uncharacterized. Bases 1 to 417 code for a protein of 138 amino acids. The transcript has 4 exons. NCBI's taxonomy places the organism in Eukaryota, Fungi, Basidiomycota, Agaricomycetes, Boletales, Pisolithaceae. The record is from RefSeq and is a predicted model, not a curated record.
AUGACUUUCAAAGGCUCCAAGCCUUUGAGAGCUGCCAAGGGCACCAAGUCCCUGGCACUUGGUGGGGGACACACCAAAUGUUCCCCUGGCAUAAUAGAUGUUGAAGAGAACAUACCAUUGACCAUGAAAGAAAGUGAGAAAAGAUCAGCAAAGGAAGGGGGAGACACAAGCCUCAAACUCACCAGCAGGAAAAGUGAAAGAGUCUUGUCUCAGAUGGAACAAGGCAGACCUGGGGGUAGCCACAGAAAACCAUUGGCCUUAAUAGAUGACAGAGAGAAUGCUGCCUUAAGCAGGAAAGUAAGAAACCAAGGAAGGGAGAUGCAAACCUUGAACUCACCAAUGGGCAAAGUGAACAGAGUCUUGUCUGAGAAGGAGAAGGCAGAGAUGGGGGCAGCCAAGGACAAAUGUCAACCUUAA